Pelobates fuscus (common spadefoot toad) is the source of this 3762-nucleotide messenger RNA. It is a transcript of the gene PRKAR2A, whose product is annotated as protein kinase cAMP-dependent type II regulatory subunit alpha. Bases 243 to 1472 code for a protein of 409 amino acids. Gene Ontology annotation, biological process: negative regulation of cAMP-dependent protein kinase activity. The record is from RefSeq and is a predicted model, not a curated record. Gene Ontology annotation, cellular component: cAMP-dependent protein kinase complex. The transcript has 11 exons. Lineage: Eukaryota; Metazoa; Chordata; Amphibia; Anura; Pelobatidae. Gene Ontology annotation, molecular function: cAMP binding; protein kinase A catalytic subunit binding; cAMP-dependent protein kinase inhibitor activity.
GCCCUCCUCGCUGCGCGCGCCGCUCUCCCUGUGCUGGCCGAGCUGGGAUUAUUGCGCGCUGCCGGUCCGUGUCUGUAGAGUGAGGGAAGCUGGAGCGGCUCUGUCAGUGCGCCUGUCACUCAGUGAGUGUGAGUGGGAGUCCCCGGGGGGGGGGCGGGAGCACGCUGACCGAGGCAGCUUUCCGGGGAGUGCAGCCCGCUGUGUGAGGAGGAAGGGGGGGACACGGAGUCCAUCAGAGAGCCAUGAGCAUCGAGAUCCCGGCCGGCCUCACCGAGCUGCUGCAGGGCUACACGGUGGAGGUUCUGCGCCAGAGGCCGCCCGACCUGCUCGACUUCGCCGUGCACUACUUCACCCGCCUGCAGGACAGCCGGCAGCAGGACGGAGCCCGGGCAUGCUCCUUCCGGCCUCACACCCGCGGCGUCAACUUCGAUGGCGAGACCGGCCACAGCGAGUCCAACGGCGAGCAGCAUGACGGCGAGCACGACGAGGACGACGAGGACGAUGACUCUGACUUUGAACCACCAGUUAUCAACAGAUAUAACCGAAGAGUAUCGGUAUGUGCUGAAGCAUUUAACCCAGAUGAAGAGGAUGAAGAUACAGAACCAAGGGUUGUUCACCCCAAAACAGAUGAGCAAAGGUGCAGAUUGCAGGAGGCUUGUAAAGAUAUACUACUCUUCAAAACCCUUGACCAGGAGCAGCUCUCUCAGGUGCUUGAUGCAAUGUUCGAGCUGCGUGUAAAACCUCAGGAACAUGUUAUUGACCAGGGGGAUGAUGGAGAUAACUUCUAUGUUGUGGAACGAGGACUGUAUGAUAUCUUUGUAGAGCGAGAUGGACAAUCGCGCUGUGUGGGCAGAUAUGAUAAUCACGGCAGUUUUGGAGAGCUGGCACUGAUGUACAAUACGCCUAGGGCUGCAACGAUCGUUGCCACCACAGAUGGUGCUCUGUGGGGACUGGACCGUGUGACUUUCCGAAGAAUUAUCUUAAAAAACAACGCCAGGAAAAGAAAAAUGUUUGAAAACUUUGUUGAGUCCGUACCCAUUCUUAAGUCUUUAGAGUUAUCAGAACGCAUGAAAAUUGUUGAUGUUCUUGGUGAAAAGAUUUACAAGGAUGGGGACCGUAUUAUUGUACAGGGUGAUCUAGCUGAUUGUUUUUUCAUUGUGGAAUCUGGAGAAGUAAAAAUUAUGAUGAAAAGCAAGCAGACAAAAACAGCUCAAGAAAGUAACCAGGAAGUGGAGAUAACUCGGUGUACGAGAGGGCAAUACUUUGGAGAACUUGCUCUUGUUACCAACAAGCCCAGAGCAGCUUCUGCUUAUGCUGUGGGAGAUGUCAAGUGCUUAGUUAUGGAUGUGCAAGCCUUUGAGCGGUUAUUGGGCCCCUGCAUGGACAUUAUGAAGAGAAAUAUCACACAUUAUGAGGAGCAGUUGACGGCACUGUUUGGUUCCAGCAUGGACCUUAGGGAUCCAGGAAAAUAGGCACCAUGUUACCUCAGCGCCUUCUCUGUUCAAGACACAGAAAGAAAUCCUCCUGUCCGCUCCACAACACACAAGGGACACAUAGCACUAUGGAUCUGUAACGGCUGCUGUUGUCUUGGGCAUUUUUUUAUAGAAAAAUAAUAAAAAAAACAAACUACAGCACCAGAGCUCGGGGUAGAAUCCAGUCUAUGCCAUCAUUUUGCUGCUGAGAUAUUUUUAUUGGAUAUCAAAAUCGAUGUGCCUUUCUUUAAUUUCUUCCCUGUUAGAAUGGCAUGUUUGACAUCUCUGUGAAAGUGCCUACUCCACAGCCCAAAGUUUGAAAGUAAUAUAUAGUAAUCUGGUUAACAUCUGAAAGUGUUGAUUGUUUUCCAAGAUGGUUUUAUCGGUAGUUUGGUAUAGACUAUAUAAAAGUUUAUUUUUGUGCACGCCAGUCCAUAUAACACACUUUUUGCCCAAUGCAACUACUGUUUUUAUGUUGCGCUAUGGUGUCUAUCUUUAUAUACUUAGUACUGUAUAUCUUCUUUUUGAAGUUUAUACGUAGGUUAAUACAAACAAAAUAACUCUUAUGCCAACCUAGGCGUGCAAAAUUUGAUUACUUCGAUUUCUAAUAAUAUGCAUUGGCAAUACUGAGUUAGCCUUCACUUUCAAAGAAUCCCCAUGUAAUUAAUAGCUAAAAUGUGUGUCAUUAGGGCAUGAUUGGGUUAGUUAGAGAAGAUGUCAUUUUAAUAUACUAUAGUGUUAAGCAAACUUAAUAUCUAGAUAAAGUUUGUUCUCACUGCAAAUUUUUGUUAAGGUUACACAGACUGAUGGUUCAAGUUAAGCAUGAACAUACUAGUCCCAUAAUAUGGCCAGUGAUAAUGAGCACUUUUGAACCCAUCCAGAUAUCUACAGGUGCAACUAGCCCCUGUAUGUUCUUUAUGCUACUUAUCCAAUUUUAAAGCACUUUUAAUCAAAAAUGUGCAUCUAAGUUUUUUUUUUCUUUUCAUAUUCAUAAUUGUUUUAUGUAUUUUAUUCUACUCGAAUUGGUGGAACAAUUGCUACUGUAGUUUGUCCACCUCUUAAGCAAUUCAAAUUUGUAUUAACACAUCUCUGAAACCUUAGUUUGAUUGACUUUUAUUCACAUAUUAUAUUGAGGGGUGAGGUAUUCACUUUAUUUUUGAAAUGCUUGACUUGUAGAGUUUUUAGUAAGGCUUAACUUAUUCGUUACUGGUGAAAUUGUGUUGUACUGAAGUCUAAGGAAAAGGCUAGUAUUCACAAUAAGGCGAAAGUCCAGUCUGUGAGCUAUUUUGCUGAUGCUUAUUCAACCUCUACUCAUGGGAGACAAUUUUAAGUCCUGAGUGGUGACAUUUUAGGAAAAAUAGAAAAUAAUUUGCUAGUAUAUUUUAGCGGCUUUCUGUGAAGCAAAGUAAAACUUUUUAUCAUGUUUAUCAUGAUUGAUCACCCCGUGUCUCUAAUCAGCAAAUAUUGUUUUAGAACUUAAUGUUAAGUCUAGAAGAUUAUUCAAUUAAACUGUGGGUACGUCUUUGGAUAGUUUUAGUUUCUUCAGUCUCUUUUUGACUUUGUUCUUUGAAGGUGCCGCAGUUCUAGACCACUCCGUGUGAAUGUGGUGGCUUAGAUGUGUCUCGUCUAGUUCAUGCACUGACCGUUAUGCUGACUUUUUAGACCCUAUCCAUGUUGCUAAGUUAUUUUGAUUUGUACGUGAUUCUUAUGUUGGUAAUGAUGCGUCCUGACCACUAAUAUCAAGACUGCAAGAUCUGUAUUAUUUUCUUGGUGUUGUUCAGGCAAAACUAUUUCCGUGGCUGAGAUACUAGUGUCAUCGUAAGCAGUGCCUCUGCUCUGUAACUGCCUUAGGUGGAUUUUAUAGUUCAUACAUACAUAUUUCAUUAGUGUUGCUAGGGCUGCAGUUGGUUUUAAAUUAACUGCAAUGGUCUGUAAUGGUGGUGACCAGUGAAUUCUGCUGCUGGAAGCAAUCCCUGAGCAAUAGUUGCUAGGGGUACUACACAGGAUGUAUGUCUUUUUUUUUUUUUCCUUCUUUGGCAAGGGAAACAUGAUUAGUUUGAUCACAGAACACAAGCCAGGAUAGCUAAUAAGAACUCUCAGCAACAAAGUGUUUGAGGAGGCAAAAUGCUUCAGAUAUAUGUGGGGGAAAUAUUUGUCCUUUCUAAACUGCUUGUAGGUGUGCUGGUGGUGAGAGGACCCUUUUUAUGGUCUUUGGUACCCUGGCAUAUGAUAGUUAUGUUUCUAUGUCACUGCACAGAUUUCACAAUAAAAAAAAUAAAAAUAAAAAAAA